CGCACCACUCGUUCGUGUCAGUAUCUCUAGGUCACUCGCGGCAGCUCGUCUUUCACUCAGUGACAAACGAAAACAAACGAAUUGAAACGUAAUACGAUUAGACCGGUAUUUGUCUGUGUGUUUGUGUUUUAAGAAAUCUGUGUUUAGUGUGUAAAUGUGAUAUUAUUUCUUCUUCUUUUUUUGUUAUUGUGACAUUUUGUGAAUUUUCGCGUGGAGUUUGAAACGAGAUUUUGUAAAGAAAACACCCAAGUUCAUCGAACGGUUGUCAUAUAAUGAAGUGAUUCUGCUCCGCAAUGGGCAGCGGGCUGAGCAGCGCCGCCAGUCGCAAAUGGCGGGGACGGAAACAACGAGAGCCGCCUCGUCAUGCGGAGUCCUCCAGGGUCCUGUUCCUCCUCUACCUCAUACACAGGACUUGGAAUGUUGUCGUGGAACACGUUGAUGGAAAAAGUGCCAAGUGGCGCGGCUCCCACACAGUACCGAGCUCCGGAGAAGGACUGGCUCCCAGGUUCGACUCCGUCAGCGUGGCGGACUCAGACCUGGGAUCCUGUUACUCAUCAUGCAGCUGCAGCUACUGCCGCCUGAGGGAGUGCGCCCAUGAUUGUGUCAGUGAACUCACGUUGCUGGAGGGCAUGGCGAACUGCGGGGGCUGGAGUGAGGAGCCCGUCUCUAAGGACAAGCAGCGCCCUCCGAUUUACAACCCCGAGGACUAUGCGACGUCUCUCAAGAAAUGGGGGAAGAAGACGGGCGGCGCCAGCCUGUACGACCUGGACGCUGGGGCGGAAGCCAACAAGACCAGGACCCUACCCACUCAAGGAAGCAAAGACUUCAGGAACCCUGCAUGCUUGUCGGGCGGUGAGGAGAUGACGCUCCGUCAGUUUGGGACACCGAGUGAACUGCUGACGAAACUCAGAGCUGAUCUCCGACUGUCUUUUCCGAGUUUCGUCCAAGAGUUCGCUUGUGAGCCGCUAGAUGGCGUGACGUUAUUAUUGGAACUGCUGCGCAACGUGCAGCUCAGCCAAUCAGGAGAGGGCGCGCGCGGGCCGCCCGCUGUCAGGAGAAGACCACUAUUAGAUGAACUGGCUUGUUUACAAUGUUUAUGGAGCUGCUGCAGUCGCUACCCUGACUGCGUGCGGCGGCUGGUGUCGGGUUCCAACGGAGUCUACACCCUCACCGUCUGCAUUAUGUCUACAGUCAAUAAGUCCAGAGUUCUGGCGUUACAGCUCCUGACAAAAGCUUGCUACCCACCAGCCAAAGGCCACAGUAUGGUAUCCGAGGCGCUCUCGACCCUGCGCCUGCGGUACGGCGAGCCCGUCCGCUUCAGGUUCCUGGUCGGCAUGCUGCAGAGCUCAGGAGGCUCUGGAGACCUUCAGGCAGCUGGCCUAGCCUUCAUUAAUGCGCUUCUGUGCAGCGCUCCAACUCCUCAGAGAAAGCUAUACAUCCAAGCUGAAUUGGAACAGGCUGGAUUUGAUAUCGUUACUUUGAAAAAGAUGGUAGCCAAACUGCCUAAUGCUAACGAUCAAGUCACAAGAGAGAUAGAUGAUUAUGAAAAACAGCUGAUUGACAUCGACACGCUGAGCGAGAAGGCAAAUGAGGCACAGAGAGAGAAGGAUGAUAUGAAGCACAAGCUCGACCUGCUUGAGAAGCGAGUCAAGAUUCUUCAAGAAGAGAAAGGGAUUCUGCUGUCAUUAGAGAAAUGCUUAAAGGAGAAGUGUUGUGAGCUGCAAGAAGAGGUGUCGUCACUUCGGUCUGAACAUGGCAAUUCGAACAGAAAGAAACCAUUCUCCAUGAAGAAAAAAAACUCCAUGCAUAAGAAUAGAGAUGAGUCAUCGCCCCCAGAAGACGAAGGCAUCAGUUCUUCGGAAAGAUCUCUUAGCCCUGAAGGUGACCCUCAACGAGAAUCCAUGGUCUACGAAGUUUUCAAUGUCAAAAACGAAACAUACGACCUAAUGCGAAACAAACGCACAUUACACAAAAAACUAGAAAGCAAAAAGAAUGAUAAAAAGUCGUCUGAUGAAGAAGAUGAAACUACAAUUGAUGAAGUGAUACAGGAAUUGAGAAACAUAGUCAAUCAUGCUGAAUCAGAACAGUAUGCUAAAGAUACUUACACUGAUGACCGAUCCUCUAGGUGUAAUCAAACAUCAGAGAUAAACGUCCCUAUAAAUGCCUUAGAAUGCCAAAAACAUAGGGAUGAUAAAGAAGAUUCUAUCACCAGCACCAGACAUAGCAUUCAGAUUAAAGGUAAAGGAGACUGUCCAGGUGACAGCGUUGAAGAAGAUCAAGAAUCUGAAAUAGUUCCAAGUAAAAUAGUCCCUCACCCACCUAGGAAGGCCAAGAGCCUCUUACAUUUAUUUGUCCCACCAGUCGUAGACCAAGGGUUAGUAUACAAACCUCCCGACCUUUACGAUGAUAACUUCUAUUCAAGUGACGAAGGAUCUGAUUCUCUGUUAAGCGCCUCAAAGUAUAGCAAACCUGUCAGCAAGAAGCCUUCAGGUUCCAGUUUUGAUUUCCACGAGUGCCGAGCUGUAUUCAACUCUAUUUCUGAUAAAAUUAAAGAUGAAAGUAGAACAAAACGUUCAAGGACUCGUUCCAGGGAAGAAAAUAGGAGGACUUCCAUAAAACGAAGCGAGUCGUUCCAAACAUCUGAGAAAGGCUCCCGUCAACGCGAGUAUAUUGAUAGUAUGUUUUUUGGCGAAGCCCAUACUCCCCUUGUUAGUUCAGUUACACCACUGCAAAGAUCAAAUUCCAAGUGCAGCCGUGUUGAUGAAAUAGUCAACCUUAUUGAGUCUAAAAAGCUAACAAAAAGCCUGGACAGGAUAGAUGAAGGUCUGAAUUCCAUGGUGGAUAUUGUAAUGCUUUCUGAACCAAGGAAGCCGGUCUGGCCCUACGAGAGCAGGCAAAGGUCCGUUUCGAGGACCAGCAGUGAUGCAGGAAAUGAGAGUCCUUUAAUUCCCAUUACAAGAUCAAAUAGUAAACUAAACAAUAACUAUCGCUACGACACAAUGUUGAGUCAGAAAGAUGAUGCUAAAAACAAGACGGAUUCAAAGUUUUUCAUGACCCAGCCUAAGUUGAGCUCCAGUGUCGAUAACCAGCCUAGCUUUAAUAGCUCCACAUUUCUGGUUAAACGUGGUCACAGCAACGCUGGCUUCUACUCUGGGCCUCACAUGUUGAGAGAUGCUCCUGCCAGCAUGACCAGUCUCGUCAUGACCGGUACACACAGCCACGCAGAUUUGAAAAAGACUCUUUCCCCAAUCGGUUCAACUUCGAGCAAGUUUGGCAUUCACAAAGUGACAGAUAUGCCUUCAGGGUUGUACUAAUAGGUGCUUCUAUUGUAUGUUUUCGGAACCAACGACUAAUUUAAGUGUUUCGUACCUAAUUGUUAUGACUAGUGCAAUAUAGCCCUCUAGGGAAAGUUACGUGUUAGUAAAAGAUUCAGUUUGGGAUGUCGAUCAAGAAUGUGCUUUGUGUUUAUAGCAAUAAAGUUGUAAAAAUGCAAACUAGGACAAUUAAAUCCUUGAUCCUAGUAAUUUGAUUAUAAAAUUGAUGUCCGAUAGAUUAGCAAAACGUGUCGCGAUAUAAUGGUUCGAUAUUGCAGUCUAUCUACAUUCGAAUGAUAGCUUAUCUGAUCAAGAUUAUAAUCUAACGACCUAUUUGAUUUGUAAUAUCAAAAUACUGAAUAACUUAAUUUCUUUUUUAUAUCUAAAUUAAGUACACCUACUUUCAGCUAAUUUAAUACAUUCUAAUAUACUUAACUAUAGUCGAUAUAUCAUCAAUCGUCGUAAUUAAGGUUAGAAACACAUUUUUGUUUUCAAUAAUUUUUCCACCCCGUCGUAGAAAAUUGUCGAUCGAAGUCCCAAAACUGAAUAUAGGAACUUAUACUAAUUUAUUUUUAGUUGAUUAGCGAUUAAUUAAUCAAUACGUAUCUUGGUAAUUUUGUUAUUUAGCAAAAUUCGCUUAAGAUCAUGAUGUCACUGCUGCCAAUUAAUGUUUAUUUUUACGAAAAAAAAACUUUCCUUUUUUUAUUUGAUUUCUUGAUCCAUCAGUCAGCACCCAAUAUUCAUUUCUAAUCAAUCACAUCUCGAUAAUUUUUUUUGUCAAGAAUCCUGGUUUUCUUUUAAUUUCAUUUUUUUUUUGUCUUUUUCGUAAAAACGUUUUCAAAAAUAUCUUUGUAUUGGUCUACUGUCGAACCUAUUUACUCGUUGUAAAUAUUACGUUCCAUAUCAAUAAAAUGUAGCGUUUUCUUGUAUUUACAUUAUUAUUGUAAUAAAGACAUGUAAGCGUA
This is a messenger RNA of Trichoplusia ni (cabbage looper), 4279 nucleotides long. RefSeq lists its product as uncharacterized. Gene Ontology annotation, cellular component: cytosol. The record is from RefSeq and is a predicted model, not a curated record. The coding region runs from base 294 to 3314 and encodes 1006 amino acids. Gene Ontology annotation, biological process: cortical actin cytoskeleton organization; cell migration; regulation of cell shape. Gene Ontology annotation, molecular function: small GTPase binding; actin filament binding. The transcript is spliced from 12 exons. NCBI's taxonomy places the organism in Eukaryota, Metazoa, Arthropoda, Insecta, Lepidoptera, Noctuidae.